Messenger RNA from Debaryomyces tyrocola, 366 nucleotides. The record is from the annotation of a GenBank genome assembly. NCBI's taxonomy places the organism in Eukaryota, Fungi, Ascomycota, Pichiomycetes, Serinales, Debaryomycetaceae.
AUGAGACCAUCAUUAGUGAGACUUGUGAGACCCCGUCGUCCUGAACGGAAGACAUCUCCUAUUUUACCUCCUUUGAAGUUAUACAAGGCUCUCUUGAGGGCACAUGCUCGUAAAUUACCAGUUGAGUUAAGACCAUUGGGAGAUCAAUAUGUUAAAGCAGAAUUCAAAGCCCACAAAAGCAUUGAUAAUCCAUUACAUAUAGUGGGAUUUUUGACGCAGUGGCAGGAUUACUUGAAGGGUAUCGAUGGUGGAGAAUGGAUUAACGGCAAAUUAAGUCAACAGGAUCUUGAGAAAAUGUCCCCGGAACAAAUAGGUCAGUUACACGAGCUUAUGGAAGAGGCUAAGAGAGUCGGAGCCAGCGAAUGA